AUGGCCAAAGGUGCAGCAUCGCUGAACAACAGUUUCUCAGAUGUGAGGAAUUGCUCCUAUUCAUCAUUUAUUUCUUUUUCUCAGGCUGAGGCCGUUUUUUCGCGAGCUUCAACUUCAGCCGCCAGAUAUGUCACUGACAGCAGCACGGACAACACGGCGCAGCUCGAUGAAUCUCUCAUGGUUAUUUAUUUUUCCAAAUAUAUCAUAUAAUUUCGAUAUAUAUAUAUAUACUCAGUCGGUAUACUAAUUAUUUUUUUACAAUGGAAGUCAUGUCGCUUUUCGAUUGGUAUUUUCUCUAAAAACUAGUCACUUACUUUUUAGUUUGAUCUUGAAGUAUCCUGAAAGUCUCUAUCGGCAUAGCUUCCUAGUUUUUAAGAACUAAGCGCUCAGAACAACAAAAUGACCUAUUUUGAAGGAUUUUAACUUUCAUCGAAAAACUAGGAACUUUUUAGGUAAUUUCCAAUCAAAAAGUAAAAUUAUUUUCCUUGUAAGGAGUGCAAAAAGAGAAGCUAUGAAAAUAAAUAAAAAAAGUUUCAAUUACUUUCUGGGUCUUUUUUCUCAGUUUCAGUGCAAUCGGAUUGUUCAUAAUUGGAAUUUUUGCAGGAAGUCAUUCGUUUCCUCUCGACGACGCAAAAUACGGCGAGACUGAGCUUGAAAACGCGGUUACUCGUCGAACUUUUGAACUACACGCCGAUUAUUUUGAGUUCGUUUUCGACUUUUUUUCUUCGAUUCAUGUUGUAGUUGUUGCGAAACUCUCGAAAGAAAAACUUUUUUCUUUUUUUUCGAAAUUCAGGUCCAGUAGAAAUCAAACUAGGUCUUUUAAAUCCAUUCACAGCUCGAUCAGAACAAGUAUAUGCGAUAGACGUUUAAGCCUCUUCUUUUCACAAGUUAUUUUGCAUUUUUUUUUCAAAAAAAAAACCCUUCACAUCAAAGGUCUCGAACGGUCAGUUAAUGAAUUUUAUAUUCCAAUUCCAUGAUAAAAAUGAGCAAAAAAAUGAAAACUGCAUUUCCCUGUUUUCAUUUAUUACUUUUUUUCAAAGUAUUUAUAUUUACAGCUGCCUCAACAACGAAUGCAACAACUAGAUCGCGAUUUCACCGGUUACUCUUCAAUAUUGGUUAGAACCCACUCAAAAAUCUAAGAUUUCAUAAGAUUUCUAGGGCUUUAUAAUGUGGAACUGCGGAAAUACAUGGCCCGAGAGCUGGAAAUGUGUUCUGCCGUGUUCCAUUGUCUGAAGGUUUCCUUGAGAGAACAACUCGGACCUCAGAAUAUGAUCGAUAUUCUUAGAAUGUUACAGGUUGGAAGUUUUAUUUUUGGUUGGAAAAUAAUUAUUGAUUUUCCAGGUCCUCAGCUACGAGAAAGGAGUGACGUUAGGUGUUUGGACGAAUGAACUGAUUUCUUUUCUGAUGUCUGAAGUGUGAGUUUUUGAGAGAUUCAUCAGAAGUCAUUGAAAUCUGCUUGUUGUUCAUAAGAUGUCACAAUAUUUUGCUGUUCAAAGUGAUAAAUCGAGAUUGCUAGAUUUUUUUCCCAAGGGUUUUAGCAACUUUUAUUCGAGUUUCCCUACAGAGAUAGAGCUGACUUUUUCAAAAAAAGAAUGAUACUGAAAAUUUAUUUUUUUUUUCGUUUUUUCUGGAUUCCUUCACCUUUUCCCUGUUUUUUUUGGAAAAAGAAAUUUUUGGAAUAGUGAUAAGCUCUCAUGGCUUUGAAUGAUUUCAGUAAAUUGAACUUUUUCCAGAGUCCGAGAACCCGAAGAAGAAUGGAUGCCCUACUGCAUGGCCAUUUUGUGCAACCUCGCCUCCAGAUCCAAAUCCGUUUGCAAUCGGAUCAAGAAAUCUGUGAGAUUUUCUUCUAUUUUCUUCCUUUUUCAUUAUUUUUUAUCGUUCCAGACGUCUUACAAGCCGUUUUCGCGACGGAUAAUGGCACUUUUGGUUCACGAUUCGCGAAUCGUGGUCCUUUCGGCAUUGGUUCUGAUCGGGUAUCUCGAGGAGAAAAAUUCGAAACAUGGUCCGUUCUCCUAAAUAAUCGAUUCAUAAAUAAAAAAAUUGAUAAAAAAAUCAUAUAAAUGGCGAGAAAAUAAUCGAAAAAUUUCAGGAUUGUUUUUCAACUUCAAAUGAUAUUGGUUGUUCAAAAAUUUUCCUACUUGUUUUCCUUUUUUUUCAAGUUUUUCUUGGAUCGAUUACUCAUUUUUAAUCCUAUAAUUUUUCCUCCGACGUUUGAAAAUACAGCCUUCAUAUUUUUGAAUAUAGGAGAAGUUUGAAAUCUAUCAAUGAAGCUUAAUUUUUCAAGGCCAAGCUGUGUAUUUUUGUUCAACUUUAAUUUCUGAAAACUCCGGUAUCUUUCUUUUUCUCAAUUCAUUUUUCUUGAAAUUCAAUCUCUGCGAUCUAAAAAAUAAUUGAAAAAGCCUAGUUUGCAGGUUUACUGCUCCCAGAACAUCCACGAGACUUUUCAAUGUGUUUUCAACGUUUUGAUAAUCGGGGACACGGAAUGUCUGAUGACGCGUCACAUUGCCGUUGAUCUACUCAGGCGUCUCGUCGUUUCCGAUGUUCCUACCGUUGGUUUUUUUUUAAAGUUAUAGGAAUUUCAGCAAGAAUCAUUUUUGAAUGAAGUAAUACACUUUCUGGAUCGAAGAUUUUCGAAAUUAUUCAAAAAACCAAAAAUGAUCAUUUUUUCUUGUUUCGGGCAUUCUUUCAAGAUUCAAUUCAAGGUGUCCUCCACACCUGUCCUCGCUUCGACCGGCAAAGAUAUCAUGAAUUAUGGAUUUUUCGAACGUUGUAUUCAACAUACGGCCGAGCUUCUAGUGGUCCUCGACCCAAGGCUCGAAGAAUCCACCAAGGUUUGGUCUUUUCUAAUCGAUUUCGCAAAAAGGAUCUUCUUAAGAUCUAUGACCUGUUGCUGGCGUUUUGUUCGCUUUCCGUUCUGAAACCUGACGUCUGUGCGGCGAUCAUCAAACUCUCACCUACGGAAUCUCGACUAACCACUCCUCUUCAUGGUAAGGAUUAAUCAACUACCUCCGUGAAAACAGGAAAAUCUCCUUUAUAAGUUAUUUCAGAAAAGAUCUUAGGGGCCCCCAGCGACUUUUCAUCUCACUUUUGCCUCUCACUUUCUUUAAUGAAAAUAAGCUAAAAGCAACUAAAAAGGUCCCAGCGUAUUCAAAAAGGAUUCCCUGAGGUUCUGAAAAAGGAGCUCAAAAUACUUCUUCCCACCAUUCUAGGAGCUUCUAGUGGAGCCCUUUCAGAUCUUCCUGAGGGUCCACAGAGGAACUUUUUCGUUUUGCUCAAGACUUUAAGCUGAGAAAAAUGAUUCCAGCGAUCGCCAACACGAGUGCGAUGUCUUUCGAGGAAGCGAUCAACCCGGAAGUCCCCCUCAAAGCUCUUUCCCUCCUGUCGCAUUUGAUAAAAGUCUUCGCUGUCUUUGAAAUAAAAUCGAAAUUUGAUAAUUUCAGGAAAUCAUCGAUACUCGUGAUAGAGUUGUGCCUUACGUAUCGGUUGAACAGGUUUUCUCCUUUUAUGAAUUUCUAAAACAAAAAAAGCUUAUUUCAGCUCGUGUCCCUGGUUGAUUCUUGCGUUACUUCGGUUAUCGAUCCGGCGAAAGAGGAUGUCGCUUUCACAUGUCGCCGUGUUCAGCUGGGACUUCGUCUGGCUGAAGGUACUGGAGAAAAAAACGAAAGGAUUGAAAAAAAUAAUAAUAAAGAGAUGUGGAGAAAUACGGAGGAAAAAAACUAAUUUACGAGGUCAAUAAAAAAAGUUUUUAGUUUAGUUUUUCCUGGUCCUGAAAAAAAGAAUGAAUAUUUAAAAAAAUCAUUCCAAAAAAAGGUUUCAAAAAAAUAAAAUAAAAAAAUAAAAAAAUAAAAAUAUUCGAAUGAUAUUAUAUUUAUUUUUUUCCUAAUAAAGAAUAGACAAAGUCGGAAGGACCCUCUGAGGGUGAUAAAGGCUGUUGUUGUCCAUAAAAAUUUUCCCUUUAGGGUGACAGAGACUCCUUUUUUGCUGCCCUUUUGCUCCAUUUUCUCAGCCCUUAUGCACCAUUUUUUCUGCCUAUCCCUUUCUCCAUCAUUUCUCGAGCCUUUAAAAUCCCAGAAAAAUGGAAGGCUGGAUAAAGGGACUCUCUUUACUGCCUUUUCGCUGCCUUUCUGCGGCCUUUUUUGAGCCUCUCCCUUUUAACGACCAUUGUACACCAUUCCGGCUUUGCCCGAGUGUGAACAAAGGAUUGAAUUCAGUCGACCUUUUAGCUCGAGAAAAACACUUUUCUGCCAUUCCUCAAAAUCGAAGAUUAUUUUCUAGUGUGUUCCCAAGAUGAAGACGUCCGUAAUCAACUUUUACCUGUAACAGACGCCCAACUUUGCUCGAGUAUUGCCGAUUAUCAAGUAGUUCUCAAUUUAUAUGACUUUAAUGCUCAAAAAUCUCAGCUCAUUCGAAAUCCGAUCGUGUGCCACCUCAGCAAACCUCCAUUGCAUCGGGAUGAAUCGCUUCCCAAAUGGAGGUUCACCUUUUCUUUGUCAUUUUUGUUAAAAGUGAAGUUUUUUCAGUGUGAACGGCGUCGGGAUUCUUCUAGAACUUUCCAAACUUUUGGCUUCGUUGAAAGAUCAUUCGAGAAUGCACAAGGAACAAUAUUGGCGGCUUCUGAAGGUUACUCGAAAUGAGAACAGAUCACUGUUUCAAUAUAUUUUUUUGAGUCAUUUUUUUAUUUUCGAAUAAAUUGAUGUAGCAUAAUGUUUUUUUAAUCCCAAAAAAAUUUGCGGCGGUUUUAAAAGAUUUUCAAACCUGUCUAUUUGGUUUCAAGUUCCUUAUGCAACCAAAUUAAAUAAAAAUUUACCGUUUUUCAAUGAUAAACUUCUCUGGAAAGCAUAUUUAUUUUUUUGUCAGAUUUUUUUUGGCCCUUCUGGCUCAGUGAAGUAUUUAUAAGCUUUUUUGAAAAUUAAAAAUUCUCCAUUACAUCAAAGUUUUGAGAAAAAUCCUGUACAUCAUAACCUUUGCAGAUAUAAAUACUUUGGGGUUAAAAAAAUGUGAAUUUUUCGAGUUUUCUCAAUUCAUUCUGCGUUUCCAGGACGAAAGAUUGGUGCCAUUUUUGGCAUACGCGAUCGCCCACGGAGAUCACGAAAUGGUGCUGAACGCCUUGGUCACGUUCAUCCAUUGCUCUCAAGUCCACGUUUUUCCAACUAAACUGUAAGAUCACUCGGAACGAAAAAAGAUGAUGGAAUGACCAUAGACUGGCUGAGUUGGUCGCUUCAUGUUCGUUGGAGAAGCGAAUUCGCCAUGGUAGCACUGAGACGGCUUCUUGUCAACUUUCCGAGGAAAAUCGCGUCAAUCGGUACCUCACCACUAUAAGAAGUCGAAAAUAAUCUCACGUUUUUCUGAAGAUCAUCAUCGCCAGACGUCAAGUUCAACCUGCUCCGAUCGACAGAAGACUUGUCGCUGAAGCCGCCGCCAAAUCUGGACGAGCUUCUGAAGCGCAUUUCUCAGGGAUUCGACGUCAAGGACAUGAGAGUUUCCGAAGUUUUGAGCGCCUAUGAGAGGAAAAUAGCCUUCAUAGAGGUUCGUCUAAAUGCUCCGAAAAAUCUUUUCAAAAAAAGUUCAGAGUCGUGAAAAGGACCUGGAAGCUCUUGUAGCUGCCAAAGAUCAAGCCUUGGCGCAGAGCGAGAAACUCCGCAUCCAGUACAGAAACGGAGCUCCUCAUUCUUCGGAAACUGAUGUUGGACCGCAAAAAUCUUAAACUUUGAAAUAUUAUAUUUUUUUAGAUCUCCCAAGUCCGAUCGAUAAUGCAGGACUGCGAAGGCCUCCGAGAGACCAACGAACAGUUGAACAAGAAGUUCGAGGUUUUUCAAGUUUUUGAAGGUUUUUAUUAGUUUUGUAUUGACAGGAUACUCGGCGGAAACUAGAGGACCAAGUUCUUUUGCUUCGUGAUGAGUCAGUUUUUCUCAAUUUUUUUAAAUUUUCAACAAGUAAAAUUUUUGAAACCUCUUGCCUAAUUCUCUGACCUUGUGAAUCGUUUGCGUGAAUUUUUUUGGUCUUUGAAUGAUUUUUUUCGAUCCUCCUCAUUAUAAGAAAUUUUUGGUAGUUACAAGAUUUCUUGAUUCGGGAGAGAAAUAAAAAACUUAUAUGGUAAAGAAGAACUAAAAAAAAGGGUCUAAAAGUCUUUAUCUGCUUUUCCAACUUUCAUAUUCAAGGCUCGCGCGGACACGACAAGAAAGAGAGUCUUUGACGCUGGAAAUGGAGCAGGAACGAGCUCUGGUCCUUGCGGCACGAACUACCGCCGAUGACUUGAAAAGGAAGCUUGAAAUGUUUGGUUCAAAGAGGAUUUUCCGACUAUUCAGUUGAUUUUAGAGCGUCGGCAAGUGUCGUUGAGAAGCAGAAUGAGAUCGUUGUUCUCAACCGAGAAAAGCUGGAGUUGACCGGAAUCGUCAGCAGUGAGUGGAUAAUCAGAGAAUUUAUAGAAAUAGCAGGAAAAGUGAUAAGAAAAAAAAUGUAACAGAAAGCUUUUUUUCACGAAAAGAAGAAAAAAUAUUUCCUAGCCACCUCAUUCAAAGUUUUUUUUCGUUGCAGUCCUGUCACACUUUUCACUCCUAUGUCUUCAAAAUACCUGCAGUUUCAUUUUUCUUUCAUUAACUUUCAAAAUAACAUGCCAUUUUUUUUUCCUAGAAACUGUUCAAGGAAUUUUCCUUCAAUAUUGUCCUUUCAUUAGUUUCCCGCUUUCCUUCACAAAACCUGACGGGCAAAGUAUCUUUCUUCAGUACUGAAGUCGGACGCUGUCGCGGCGGCGAAGACAAAUGCCAAGGAAAUCGAGCGAUUGCAUGGCGACGUCGCCCAAAAAGUCGCGACCAUUGAGAAGAUCAUGCGCGACAAAACCGACGUCCAACAGAAGCUGGAAGGAAGGGAACUCGAAUGUGCCGCCCUCCGGGACCAGGUAUUCACAGCACCUGUACCUGGAAUGACUCUUUUCUCAGGUUUCCCAAGGGGAAUCGAAAUUGGCAACGAAAGAGAAAGAAAUCGAGCGACUAGUGAUGCUGGUUAGACUGUUAUUCCGCUUUCUUGAUUGUUUCUUGGAUUUUCAGAUUUCUCGGUUAGAAACCAAAUAUGCGGCCAAAGAACGCGAGUGUGUCGAGCACUCAGCCGAGGUUUGGUUUUUAUAAAAAAUCAUAGUUAGAAAUAAGUUAUUGAUAAAUUAAAAUCAAAUUUAAAAAAGAAGGUUUUCCUCUGUGUUACAAGCUCAGACCUCAGUACCGUAAGCCGGACGUUUUUAGACGUUUUUUUUUUUUGAGUGGACACUUUGACGGGGUCGGCACUCUUAAGUGUUUACUAGAAACGCUCAGAAACGUCCAAGCGCUCCAGUUGGCGUUACCGAGGCCCAAGAACUUUCCGAAUUCUCCCAUUUUUGUCCGUAGAGCACAGUUUUGUUGUUAUAAUAAUAAAAUAUGAGAUUGUUUCUAUUUUUUUGAAAAAAAGAAGAAAGCUGACUACCGAAGAAAAAUUUUAAAACUUUUCUUUAAAAAAAAAUCAAAAAACCAUUUUAGAUAAUUUUCAGUCUAAUAAAAACUUCUGAUUGAGAACAAUUUAGCUUUUCUCAAGGUCAUGAGGAAAGUGGUUCAUUUUCAAGAUAUCUAAUUUGCUUUGUAAAAAGUCAGCUGAAAGAUUAUUUUGUUCAGCUGGAUUCAAUGCGGAGCAAAGGUCAGAAGACGCAGGCCGACCUCGACCGGAUGCGACGUCUCCGCGAGGAAAUGCUCCGUCUCGCCGACAACUACGAAUAA
This is a messenger RNA of Caenorhabditis auriculariae, 7736 nucleotides long. The record is from the annotation of a GenBank genome assembly. NCBI's taxonomy places the organism in Eukaryota, Metazoa, Nematoda, Chromadorea, Rhabditida, Rhabditidae.